This is a messenger RNA of Cooperia oncophora, 1524 nucleotides long. The record is from the annotation of a GenBank genome assembly. NCBI's taxonomy places the organism in Eukaryota, Metazoa, Nematoda, Chromadorea, Rhabditida, Trichostrongylidae.
AUGCGUUUUCAGAUGGUACGAUUAGCGAAGGAGAACAUCUUAUUGAUUUUUACGGUAGCUGGUGUAGUGGCAGGAGUCCUUUUGGGUAUAACGCUCAGAGAUCCAGAUGUGAAAUGGAGUAAACGUCAUUUGAGCUAUCUACGAUUCCCUGGCGAUGUGUUCGUUCAAAUGCUUAAAAUGCUUAUUCUACCACUUAUUAUGUCAAGCAUUAUAGUUCUUGUAGCUUUACCCAUGCGACCACCGAUAUCUUCUGUUACAGUACGAGCUUGGCCUCUGUCGAUCCGCACACUGCGGGCAAACUUCGGGAUGAUAUCUUUACUCUACUACUUCAUAACAACAAUGAUGGCUGUGAUUCUUGGAGCCUUUUUCCUGAAGAAUCUCAUGGAAGCAACAUUUCGGUCUCACAAAGUGUGCAUGAAAUUCCUCAAUGGGUCCGAACAAAUGAAUCCCGAUGUUGUACUUAAACUUAGUGCAGAUGAGCGAGCUGCUUUCACUGAGCUCCCGGAGCGGGUCACUUCAGAUGGAAUGAACAUUCUCGGGCUGGUAAUGUUCAGCGUUGCCCUAGGAAUCACUAUCGGAUGGAUUGGUGAAGAAGGACAUGCGCUGAAAGCGUUCUUCAAAAGUCUCGAAACAGUCAGCAUGAAGCUGAUUUCACUCGUCAUCUGGUAUUCACCACUUGGCAUAGCAUUUCUGAUUGCGUCGCAAAUUGUCGGAAUGAAAGACCCAGGGAAGGAGUUGCAAAGGCUCAUGGGUUACAUGAUCACCGUGCUUAUUGGACUGUUCAUUCACGGUUUCGUCAUGUUGCCGAUUCUCAUGAUUCACGCUGGCAAGGCGGAACCCAAUCAAGUACGUUUACGGAAUGGCACAAGCGCUUUUAACCGCACUUGCUACGAGUUCCAGAGUUUCCUAAUGAUCGACAAAACAUACAUACUACCUGAUGCACAGAACGCAGCAAAAUCACUAAUUUCUAGUUCUGCUACGUUACCGCUUUCCAUCAAAUGCGUCGAGGAGAAUAAUGGUGUGGACUCUCGGGUAGCACGAUUCGUCCUCCCACUCGGAGCAACUAUAAACAUGGACGGUACCGCUUUAUAUGAAGCGGUCGCUGCUAUCUACAUUUCCCAGUGUGUUGGCCUGGAACUCACGCUGGGUCAAAUAAUUCUUGUCAGCCUCACCGCAACAUUAGCCAGCAUUGGAGCCGCUGGUAUCCCACAGGCAGGAAUUGUAACCAUGAUUAUGGUACUGAUCGCCAUUGGAUUGCCAUCAAACCUGUUCAUUUUGAUAUUCCCCGUCGAUUUCUUCUUGGACAGAAUUCGUACAACAGUAAAUGUUCAUGGUGAUAGUAUUGGUGCUGCCGUUGUUGGAAAGCUUUGCGAGAAGUACUUGAAACAAGAUCGUACUGCUGCAGGUGCCAGCUCGGAACACAAUGAACAAGGGUACAGUAUGCUGAGUACAACUGCUAGUCCGGAUCCAUCAAAACGAAUCAGCAUUGGAAAUCACCAUUACGAAAACUCACAUAUGUUGUGA